AUGCCUGGUUCCCCCGCCGGGGGGCCCCUCCAGGCCGUGACUCCCGACCGAGUAAAUCGCUGUGACUCAAUAUUCUCUUCGGGUCGAGGCGAGGCCAGAGACAGUUCUGUGCACGAGAAGAUCCAUCAGUUUAACAACCUCAGUAUCGCGAUGCAAUCGAAGCAAAUGGAGCGCAAGACGGCGGAUGCAGCUCUGAAACGAGCCGUGGUGGGACGGGAGGAGGCAGAGGCGGAAUUGAAGAGGAUGCGGGAUGAGUUAAUGCUUCUAAGGAAGGAUAUUGAGGAAGGAAAGGAGCGUGAGAGGAAAGUGGGAGAGAGACUGGAAACCGUCAUGGACAACUAUGGCCGUGCCAAGGAAACACAUGCACAUACACAGGCUCUGUGGGAAAAGGAAAUCCGACGAGCGAGAAAAGAAAACUUCAAGAGCCAGUCUACAAUCGUCAAAUUGCAGGAGGAGCUCAAGUCGGCCAGGAGUUCAGUCAAAUCCGUUGAGGAGAGCCUCCAGCGCGAAAAGGAGCGAAGCAAAAUUAGGGAACAGGAAGCUUUCACUGCGCGGUACCAGAUUGUUGGCGUUCAGGAGCAGCUGGACAAGGCACUCGAGCGUAUCAAGAUCGUGGAGCAAGAACGAGAUGCUUUCAAGACGGCCGCUAAGAACGAGGAAGUAGCUCGCAUUGCUGCCGAAGGCCGGCUCCCGCUACCGCCGUCUCAGGAUCUCACCGACGAGUUUUCGUCGCCAAAGAAGAAGACCAUUCCCGCUAAACGACAGAGUGGACGGGCGGCGCCUCGAGUUUCAUUGUCAACUAUGGAGAUUAUGUCCUCUGUCGCGAGCGAGAUGGAGAUUGAGGAGCUUAAUACGCAGCUUCUUUGGGAGAGACAGCGCGCGGAGAGGGCCCAGGAGAUGAUUGAGUUUCUUCAGGCUGAAUGUCAGAUGCGUUGCUGCCCUUGCUCCAAGACCAAUAAUGCGAGAAUGAGCAUCGAGGCCCCGCAAAAGCGACGACGCGUAUCGGUUGAGCAGGGAGAAGAACAGCACCCAGUUGUCGUAAAAGAAGAGUCGCAUUCGCCGCAUUCGCCGCAUUCGCCACAUUCGCGACGAGCGCCAUCUCGUAAUUCGCAUGGAAGCUCCCAUCGCGGUUCCCUGCGAAACUCAGCGCGAUUGGAGGAAUAUCGGCAAGAACCCCAACCCGAACCAGCAAGAGAGCCAGAGCAAGAAGAGCCUCUGGUCGAGCCCGAGGUCGAACCCGAACAACAGCGCAUCAAGUCCAGAAAAGAGCCACGACGAAGCACCAUCUUUUGUCCGAAAGAAGGCAUCUUCCGCACGGUUUCAGAGCAAGAAGCGGCAGCCAUGCAAGCACAGGAAAGGUGCGCUGUAGCUGUUGAGCCUGCCAUUGAGGAGGAAGCUCAAGCAGACGAACCGUUGCCAAGCACAGAAGUAGGGCACAGCCCCCGAAUGUACGCCAGAACACCAUCCGUUGAUCCUCCUUCAUUUGCUCUUCUUGCGCAGGAGCGCAACUCGCUAGAUUUUCUUCUCGACGCGCCGCACGACGAUGCUCAGUCGGCACCUUUGCCUCCUAUUCCCAGUAUCCCAGUAGUUGCGGACGAAGAACCGGCAAGGGAAGAAGCAGUUGGAUCCGUAGAACAGAGCUACUCUCCCGCCGGGUCCCCAGAACCUCGCCCACACACAUCUACAGCCUCCUUCACCGUCACAACAACGAUUCCUCUGCGAGAAGAAACUGCCCGGUCCAGUUCGUCGUUCAACGAGCGGCUGCGGACACCCUCACACGGCAGCAACGCCAGUUUUGACUCCAACGACCCCGCCAUGACGCCGACUAUGACGCGGGAGCAGGCGCUGGCCAAGAUUCGUGAGCGAAGGGGACGAGCGAGGAGUGCCGCGCAGGGGACCGCUGCGCCAAGGAAAAAGGUAGCAGCCGUCGCGACGGGGCCGCGGGGACGUCCGGCUAAGAGGGAUGUUAGUGCUCCUACGGUAAAGGCUACGCCGAGAUUCAAGUCAUGA
This is a messenger RNA of Metarhizium brunneum ARSEF 3297, 2010 nucleotides long. RefSeq lists its product as uncharacterized. Lineage: Eukaryota; Fungi; Ascomycota; Sordariomycetes; Hypocreales; Clavicipitaceae. The record is from RefSeq and is a predicted model, not a curated record.